Ochlerotatus camptorhynchus is the source of this 1466-nucleotide messenger RNA. RefSeq names its product Dynein axonemal assembly factor 3 (gene Dnaaf3). Gene Ontology annotation, biological process: motile cilium assembly; axonemal dynein complex assembly. The transcript is spliced from 2 exons. Lineage: Eukaryota; Metazoa; Arthropoda; Insecta; Diptera; Culicidae. The record is from RefSeq and is a predicted model, not a curated record. Bases 66 to 1430 code for a protein of 454 amino acids.
UUGUUUAACACAUUGUCAGUAAUUUGUUUGCUUGCAUUUAUCACCGCUCUCAGCCAAGUUUUAGAAUGUUCUGGGGAUUCAGCGAAGCCUUGGACCUCUUCGAAGAGUACCGUAAAGCUCAAGAUCCAACGGAGGAACCACCAGUCGAACUAAACAUCCUCCUGUUCGGACUAGGGGAUCCCCGACACGUACUGAAAAGUGCAUCGAAAUCGUUCAAACAUUCAACCAAGUUGAACUUUCACAUACUGGAAGGAUGUCUGGAGCUGGUGGCGAGGAACCUGCUGCUGACUAGCAUCGCCUUCGAAAAUGGUCAUCACCUAUCGGUGAAAGGAAAAACUCACCUGUUUAUGGACAUAUUCGGCAACACACUGCUACGGCCGUUUUCUAAUGGAUACAUCAAUGCAAAGGCCAAGGUCCUUACCAAACUGGCUACAGAUCCGGAUUACGCUGAAAAGGUGGCGCCGAUUUUUUCACUUGAAGGAUUAAGGUACAAGGAGCGGGACCAUUUAGAGAAUGUGUUUCACUUUUGGAUCAACCAUGAGAAGCACGCGUACAAUGUGGCACAGUACUGGGAUGCCAGAGUUCGUGCAAUGCUGGGCACCAGGUACGACCACCGAAUGGGAAGCUUCGACUGGGACCUGCACAUGCGACUGCGAGAGAACGGUGCGAAACAAAUUUGUCCCCAAGAGUACAAGCAUUGGCGCGAUACGGGAGUUGCUUUCACAUUUCCGGAGUACGAACAGAGUGAUCCGAAUAAGACCUUUGUCGUGGGACUGAGCCGUAACGGAGACGGUUUCAUGCACCGUGGAAUUGUGGGAGACAUUAGCACUGGACCGUAUAUUUCCUUUGGGGUAAAAUGCCCGGAGGAAAAGCUGGCACAUUCCAACCAUGGAGUGAAUGAUUUCCGAUCAACUGAUGUAACCGAAAGGAAUGUGUUUGAAAUCAUGUAUGAGAUACAAAAUCGCAAGGACUACAUUUUGGAUGCGAAAGACUUUCACCAAUAUGGUUCGUAUGUUCUCGACUCGGGUAAAAAUCUCAACAAGGAUCAAAUCCGAUCUGAAUCCGUUGAAUUUUGCAAAUACGAUGAACCUUUCAUUCAACGCGACAACGUCAAAAUCAACUUUCUCUCCGUGGAGAACCUUCUUAAGAUUCAAACCAAGCCGGACCAUCGCUGCCAGUAUGACAUUGUAGUCAUCGCUAGCAACUAUUUCUCAUUCUUGAAAGACGAUUUCCCUCAGCUUUUCAGUGACAACAGUCUUAUCUGCUUCGAAACCCGACAGCUGACAACCUUCAGCAAAGAUGAGAUCUCCCAAUUAACGGCCCAAAUUAAAGACUUUGCGAAAUCUCACUCGCUGCAGCCGCUGACCAAUUUUUCCAUCAACGUGCCCCACUCCAUCAUCCGCUACAAGAACAUUUCUCAAACGCAAUAAAAUAUCUUAUUUUCCACUUUGCGUACAACGAAUAAA